This is a messenger RNA of Hyposmocoma kahamanoa, 1860 nucleotides long. RefSeq names its product transmembrane protein 170A. The transcript has a single exon. Lineage: Eukaryota; Metazoa; Arthropoda; Insecta; Lepidoptera; Cosmopterigidae. Bases 334 to 732 code for a protein of 132 amino acids. The record is from RefSeq and is a predicted model, not a curated record.
UUCUCUAUCUCAGUGCUCCCAGCCAAAAUGAUUUGACGUGACUGUCAAAAAAUUGCAAAUAAAAAUGUCAGCUGCCCCUCUGUCGACAAGUUAUUUAUUUCGGAAAUGUAAUUAAAUUUCAACCAAAAGAAUCUUAAUAAUGUUUACUAAUCGAGUAAUUGUGGAAGUAAUGGUAUAGGGUGGAUGUGAUGAUUACUCAAUAUCUUACAUACAAUAGCCUUACUUGCUUAGAUGUGAAAGCGAACAAACAGUGUCAGAUAGAGACCAUACACUAAAUUCUGCGAACGUCCAAGCUGCCCCAAUGCCUUUUAGCAUCAGAAAGCGCAAGGCAACAUGUAUCACAUGUUGUCAGAAUUCCAGGCGUCAGAAUUCGAUUCCAUUUCGGAUGUGUUGUCGUUGAAUCCCGAGGAUCCACUAGACACUUUUGGCGAAAUGUGGUACUCAAUGUUGUUAUGGUGUUUAUUCUCUUCAGUAUUCGUGCAUACGUGCGCGGCUCUCGUAUCAUUCGCGACGCUGAGGAAGCAUAAAUAUGGAAAGUUUUUCCCUGUCCUACUGAUAGUAUAUGGUGUGGUGACCCCAGUGACUUCGGGUAUCGCGAGUAGUGCCGCUGUCGCGUUCAUAUACAGAGCAGCCCAUAUAGUCAUGCCUGCGCCACACGCGCUCAUCUGGGGGAUUGGACAAACUGUACUUGGGGCUGGAAUAGGUUUCACUAGGAUUUUGGCAACUUUGUAAUGUAAAUGUAAUCAUGACUAGGAUAAUUAAGUAGCUAAUUAUAACUCUGUAACUACCUUCAAUAUAAUGUAGUCCACAAGAGAAAAUUGAAAGUCAAUUAUAUAAAAAAUAUUCUAUGUAAUCUGAAUGAAAUGGGUAAGGUGCUUAUGUGUAUAUUGAGACAACAUUGUUGUAAACUAAAUUAUUGCAUAUAGACUUCAAUGGAAUACUCAUUAGACCUCCCUGAUUCAUUCAUUUGUUUAUCAGCUAUCAUAUAAUCUUUUCAGUACCCACAUAAUUUUAAGGUUACUUAUGUGUUAAAUAUGUAUUUAAGAAAUUUUAUGUUAUUGGUUUAAAUAUAUUGUGUAAAUUAUUUUAAUGAUUAAUUUGUAGACAUGACUAUGGCCUAGAAUCAGUAGAAGUGUUAAACACAAAUGUAUGUACAUUGAAAUGUAAUUAGUACAAUAAUUAACAUGAGAUUGUGUGAGUAAGGCACAAAGAACACUUUUAGGUUGUUUAGAGUCUUCUAUUUUUAUAAACAGUUUCUAUAAAAGACAAAACAUUCCAAGUACUUUUUACUAUCCUAAUUAACAUAGUUUAAACUUCUACUGAUUCAAGCAUUUUGUAUUGAAAAAUCAAAACAACUCCUAAUUGCACAUAUUUAAGAAAAAAUUGACUACAAUAAAAUGCACCAGAUGGAGAUUUGUAAUUAGAAGAUUAUAAUGACAUGUAAAAUAUUGAGGUAAUUUUAAGAGAAAAAUGCACAGGACAAUAUUAUUCCUGUAAAAAUAACACCAAAAAUUGCUCAGUUUCAUUUAACUAUUUCUUUUAGACCCACCGAUAGCAAUAUUAAACACCUGCAAUAAAUUAUUUUAAAUUAAGAAUUUGGCUAAGUAUUCUUUAUUUUUCAUUUGAUUUUGUAGACUUGCACAAAAUGUAUACUUCUUCAUUUUAUAUAAUGUAAUGCCUGUUGUACUUAUGAAUUCAAUAACAACUUAUCAAAAUGGCAUUGAUUAAUUUUCCAUUUCAUACAUUAUAUCUUCCAGUACUGUACAAUGAUCAUAGUUAAUUUUGAAGGUGUAAUGUGUCAUUAUUGAUAACAGCUUUAGAUCUAUUAUUUAUGUACAGUUGUAUAUUCAACAGAACUAG